Molecule: messenger RNA, 3395 nt
Organism: Durio zibethinus
Lineage: Eukaryota; Viridiplantae; Streptophyta; Magnoliopsida; Malvales; Malvaceae
Source: RefSeq, a predicted model, not a curated record
UUACUCUCUUCUCAGUCGAUCUUGACUCGUCUGAGUUCGAUCUCCUAUCGCACAGAGUUCAUCUCUCUCUCUCUCUCUCUCUUUAAAAUUUUGUCGAUCUUUUUUUUUUUUUUUCUGUUCGUUUUGUUAGUGAAGAUUUGAUUACUUUUUUGUGAAUUUCGAUUUUUAAUUUUUUCCGGAAUAUUUUUAAGAAGGAUUUUAACGGAUAGUGGAGACUGUGUUUUGAAGCCGCUGUUUGGCUAAUGAGAAGUAACCGUGCAAAAAUGUGGAGACCGUCCUUUCGAAUAGCUAAACUGAAAUGACCUGAAUGGUAGUGUAGGGUUUUUUAUUCAUUUAUUUUUAAAAAUAUUCGAGGAUUUAGUUCUUUGAAAUGAGGAUAUUGAUGUUAUUUAGAAAAAUUAUUUCUAGUUCAACAAAAAAAUGUUCGAUUUCUGGUUUUCUUAUUUUGUUUUUUCAGUUUCUGUUUAAUUAAAACCGGAGGAUUAGUAUGUUAAGAUGACCGGCAAUCAAUUACACUGAUUAUUUCUGUUUCUUUGUGCUCUUUUCUUUCAAUUUGAAACGGUUCGUAUAAGUUCCGCUGGUGUAAAUUUAGGUUUCGUUUUAUGGGUGUUAUUUGGAUGAUUUGUUUAGGGAUUGCAGUCUUUUCUUAUCAGGCAAAAUUGCCUUAAUUUCAAUACAGAGAAAAGGUUUCAAGGCCAUAAAGAGCUUUUUUUUUAAAAAAAAAAAAAAACUCACCUAAUUGUAAGACAUGUUAUAUUGUAAUGUUUAUCUUCAUCUUUUUUACGCUUUGGUUAUCAUUUAAUUUGAUAAAAAAAAUGGUGAAAAUCUUAUGAAUGUAACGUACUGUCAUUAUUUGGAAGUGGAAAAUGGCAAAAGUGGGUGGUUUAUAGCCAAAUGUGAUGUUGAGAAUCUUAGCUGGACAUCUUUUCUUGGUGCCAAUUUCAUAGCCUAGACAGCGGAAAAAGUUUAGGUUUUGUGUUCUACAUAUCUGAAGUAUUUUGGGUGUGUAUUGCUGGUAACAUGGGGUGUGGUUCAGCAUCGACUGAAUGUGCACUUGGUGCCUCCUCUUUGCCAUUCUAAGUCUUCCAUCAAUGGUUCAGCAUCAAAUCUUCAAGACAGUAGUGGACGUUCUUUUGCGACAUCUUUCUCCGGUCAGUCUGGUGUGGCCUCCCCUGUUUUCCAUCACACUGGCACUAUUCAGGGCCUGCAUAAUAUUCAUGGUAGCUUUAAUGUUCCCAGCAUGCCUGUUAUCUCAUGGCAGCUCCCAUGGACAUUCAGGAGUAACAAAUAGAGGAGGUAUUAGUGUUGUAGGAAACCCUGGAUUUAGUAGUAACACAAAUGGAGUUGGUGGUUCUAUACCUGGGAUUCUCCCAACCUCUGCUGCAAUUGGUAACCGCAAUGCUGUUCCAGGAUUGGGAGUAUCCCCAAUUUUGGGAAAUGCAGGUCCUAGGAUAACAAGUUCUAUGGGAAACAUGGUUGGUGGUGGCAACAUCGGGAGGAGCAUAAGCGCUGGUGGAGGAUUAUCAGUACCUGGUCUUGUAUCUCGUCUAAAUUUAAGUGCCAAUAGUGGAUCUGGAAGUUUAAGUGUGCAGGGACAGAAUCGGUUGAUGAGUGGUGUGCUUCCUCAAGGAUCUCCUCAGGUAAUUUCAAUGUUAGGCAAUUCUUAUCCUACUGCUGGGGGUCCACUUUCGCAGAGCCAUGUUCAAGCUGUGAACAAUCUUAGCUCCAUGGGAAUGUUGAAUGAUGUGAACUCAAAUGACAAUUCCCCUUUUGACAUAAAUAAUGAUUUCCCUCAGUUGACAAGUCGUCCUAGUUCUGCUGGAGGCCCUCAAGGACAAUUGGGUUCAUUACGAAAACAAGGUCUUAGUCCCAUUGUUCAACAAAACCAAGAGUUCAGCAUUCAAAAUGAAGAUUUCCCUGCAUUACCAGGAUUUAAAGGUGGUAAUGCUGAUUAUGCGAUGGAUUUGCAUCAGAAAGAACAACUUCAUGACAAUACAUUAUCAAUGAUGCAAUCUCAGCACUUCUCUAUGGGAAGAUCUGCAGGAUUUAACUUGGGUGGAUCCUAUUCAUCUCAUCGCCCACAGCAGCAACAGCAACAUGCUCCAUCAGCCAGUAGUAGUGGUGUCUCCUUUUCACCUGUAAACAAUCAAGAACUUCUCCAUUUACAUGGCUCAGAUAUUUUCCCAUCUUCACAUUUGAGCUACCACUCGCAGACCAGUGGACCACCUGGGAUUGGGCUAAGACCUCUAAAUUCCUCAAAUACAGUUUCUGGUAUGGGUUAUGACCAGCUCAUCCAGCAAUACCAGCAACAUCAAAACCAGUCCCAGUUUCGUCUGCAACAGAUAUCAGCUGUCAAUCAGUCAUUUAGGGAACCAGGCAUGAAAUCAAUGCAGGCUGCACAGUCUAAUCCAGAUCCAUUUGGUUUACUUGGUUUGCAGAGUGUAAUAAAGAUGAGUGAUCCUGAUCUCACUUCCCUUGCUCUUGGAAUUGAUCUGACAACACUUGGGUUAAAUUUGAAUUCAUCAGAAAAUCUUCACAAGACUUUUGGUUCUCCCUGGUCUGACGAACCAGCUAAGGGUGACCCAGAGUUCACUGUGCCACAAUGUUAUUAUGCUAAGCAACCACCCACUUUACAUCAAGGUUAUUUUUCAAAGUUCACUGUGGACACAUUGUUCUAUAUAUUUUACAGCAUGCCAAAAGACGAAGCUCAGUUAUAUGCUGCAAAUGAACUUUAUAAUAGAGGCUGGUUUUACCACAAGGAACACCGAUUGUGGUUCAUAAGGGUUCCCAAUGUGGAGCCACUAGUUAAGACAAACACAUAUGAGAGAGGUUCUUAUCACUGUUUUGAUCCGAACUCAUUUGAAACAAUCCGAAAGGAUAAUUUUGUUGUCCAUUACGAGUUGUUGGAAAAGAGACCAGCUUUACCUCAACAUUAACAAGUAUUUUUCUUAUUUACAAUGUAAAGCUUAAGCAUGCAACUCAUUCAUUAGAACGUCUGUUUGCAGCAUGACUGUUUUUGGGAAUAUUUUGCAAUUUUCAGCAUCUCAAUUAAUCUUUUGGCAAUGAGUAGCCAUUGUAGCCUCUUUUCUCCUCUAUAGCAAUUUUAAGAUGAUGAAUAACAAAUCUGAGGCAUGACAGCAGCACCAUCUAUGGCACAUUCUAGCCAGCCAUUCAAGCCUGGGAUUUCAUAACUUGUCUUAACCUGUUGCCUAAUUAAUGAAUGGUAGCGUUGCUAGGGGCCCUCCCAUCCCAACGCCAAUCUAUGGCAUUAUAGACGGCCAUUCGAGCCUGGGAUUUGUGUAUAUGUUUAUAGUUGCAUCUGCUCUGAGUCUAUGGUAGCAGGGAAUGGGGAUCAUAGGGUGUGAAUGAUUGUGAAUGAUUUUUAUUUUUUUGGU